Messenger RNA from Amoebophrya sp. A120, 4314 nucleotides. Lineage: Eukaryota; Dinophyceae; Syndiniales; Amoebophryaceae. The record is from the annotation of a GenBank genome assembly.
AGCUGCGACGGGACGUCGGAAUAAACUCUAUUGCUCUACUUCUCGCUUCCGGUGUUUACUGUCAAAAUGGCUGAAGAAGAGGAAACACCGGCCGCAGAAGCCCCUGCGGAAGAGACUACUCCAGUACCAGAAGCCUCCACUGCUGAUGUUGAUGCCGCAGUCGAGCCCGCUGCUGACGUCGCAGUCGCUCCUGAAGCGGCUCCUGCAGAAGAAGAGCCGGCAGCAGAAACGGAAGCGCCGGCUACUGUUGAACCGGCCGCGGAAACAACAGAGCCCGCUCCGGCGGAUCCAGAGGCCGCGGAAGCGCCAGCAAGAGAUCCUGACUCACCACCAGCACCAGCAGAAGAUGCUGCAGGGGAUAGUACAACUGCAGUGGCCGCGGAGGAGCCAACUACAGAGCCGAUUCCGCAGAUAAUAGAAGAAGCUGACAGUGCGACAGCAGCAGCAGAGGAACCGGCGGUCACAGUAGAAGCUGGUGCUACGGCAGAACCGGAUGAGGUACAUGUCGUGAAUUCUACUUCUUACUCUCUGACUCGCACUCGAGUGGGUGAGUCGGCAUGUCUUUUUCUGCGUCGACGAAGCGCUUGGAGGUAUGGAAGGACAGCCAUUCCAUUGAUUCCCUCCUCGUUCUCGAAAUAAUCAUGUUGUGUCUUGCAAAAUAACCAGGCCGCGCCAGUAGCAGCGAGUGGCGAGGCCCCACCACCAGAACACGAAGAAGAGGAGGAGCCAGCCGCUGCGGAGCCAGUUAACCAGAGAAGAGAAUCAUCGUCAUCAGAUGGCGAGGACGGCAACGGCCACUUUCUCCGUAUUGAAUUCAUGUAUGUUUGACGCAAAAUACUAUAUUUGUCUGAUGCUAAGCCUAAGAACCCCUAGUACGACUCCUGCUUGUGCUCCUCCUAUGCACGGUCUCGCAAUUGUAAAUCAUCUUCCUCCCAACAGGAAACUUUGUCCGCGGUGUGAUUGCCGAUGAGAUAGCCAUGUUGAAGCGACCCGGGUCUAGUGGCAGCGGGAGCGCGGCGUCCGUUAUCAAAUGCAAAUAUGUCUGGGUCUGGAAGACUCCGAGAUUUGUCAUGCAGUUUUUCCAAGCUCCGCCAGCGCCAAGUCUGGAAUGCAGGGCCUAGCGUCACAGGUUCUGCAGCGCCUCGGUGAUGCCUAUUCUGCAUAAGAAAUGCCCCCUCAGCAUGGCCAGAAAUGGGGACCUUUUGCAAGUCAUGCAACACAGAUUUUUGUAUGAUCCGCAACACGCAUCACAAUUUCGCAUCCUUCCAGAGCCAGACACUUUUGCAUUUGAUAUCCGUGGGCAUCGACCCAAAUAGUAUGGACGAAAACUACCAGGACGAAGAGGCCGAGGAGCAGGAGGAAAUUGAACAAGACCAAGAGGAAGUCGAGGUAGGAGCGGAUGGCAAAAAAGGACCACCGGCAAAAAGAGCCAGUGCUGCGAAGGUAGAACUAGAAGAUGUGAUAUGUUAAAGAACUUUUUGUCAACACACCCAAACAAGCUGAUCCUCCGCGAAGUUGGUUGUGGGUUUAGUUGUUGCACCACACGAAUCGAUGUCAACAGAACAAACUCUUCACGACUGUCAUAUGUUCUCGAAUACAACAGGGCCAGGCGAAGAAGAAGGCCAAGAGUAAGGCCAAGGCAAAAGUGGACGCCAAGGGAAAAACCGGGGCCCGAACGUCUUCCAGUGCAAAAGCAGCGCCCGGCGAUCCCAAGGCAGCCGGGGAAGACGGCGAAGCGGGGGAUGGGACAGCUACUGGCGGGAAGGCCGGUGAAGGUGAGGGCGCCGCGGGCGCUCCGGCGCCAGCAUUUGAUAUCAAAAUGAAAAAUCCCCCUCCCCGUAUCAAAUUGGAAAUCUGUGAUGCAGGAUUUGUGUACACAAAUCAGCUCUGUCUUGCAGUAGAGGACUGCGCACAGUAGAUACAAGGCCUGAGCUGGGCCCUUUUGGUGUUGGCGCCUAGCAAGGGAGGCUUAUCCUCUGCACGCCAUACAGCAUUACAAAUUGCCCGCAGAACCCGGCGGAGUCUCUGGCUUUGCCUUCUUGCAAUACAGAGACGAUUUGCGUCCGAAAAUCAGCAAUACAAAUUUUCAGAAGUAGGUCUUUUUAGUAUUGGGAAGGGGGAUUUUUCCAUACGAUAUUUGACUUGGAAAAACUGCGGAAUGAAAUUCGCGAAAUAGUAAGGGAUAUCAAAUGCAAAAAUGUCUGGGUCUGCAAGAAUGCAGACUUGUCAUGCAUAUUUUCCACGCCCCAUGAGGUCUGGAAUGCAGGACCUAGCAUGACAGAUUCUGCGAAGUCUCUAUCAUGCCUACCCUGCAUGAGAGACUCCCGCUCAUAUUGGUCAAAAAAGCACAACUUUUGGCGAUCACGCAACACAGAUUUUUAUGUGACCCACAGGACGCAUCACAAGUUCCAUCCUCCCAGACCCAGACACAUUUGCAAUUCAUAUGGGACGUCUGGAAGGACGAGGUCACUGUAGAGAGCAAGAACGAGGUAUAAUUUCAUACUUGGGCUUUUUUUUUGAUGUCUCCUAAUUGAAUUUUUGCCUUGUUGCUUCUCCUGACGCAGCCUGUCAUUUUCCUCGUGCGUGGAAGAUGCAGUAAAUCGUAACAUAUCAGAAACAACUCCUGGACAUCCUCCGGCUCCGUGACAACGAAGUGAUCAGAGCACACGAGAAAGUCGCCGAACUCACCGGGUUGUUGCUCGCUGCCGAUAAGACCCUCGAGGCCAUGAAGGACCAAGUGAAGGAAGCAGAGAGGGAAAAGGACGAGGUAUUGCUGCAUUUUCACUUCUCGUGUGCAACUAGAUACCAUGCUCAUUCAUCAUUGCAAUGCGCAGGAAAAAACUUGAAUACCGUGUAUGUAAGCUGUAGGUAAAUUCGCUCAAACUCCAGCUCCAUGACCGCAUGGUCGCCGCCCGCGUGACGGAGCAAAAGGCCAACACCAUCGUCGACGCCAAUACCAAGCGAUCGAACGACUUGGCGCGAGAUUUGGAAUAUCCCACAGAAAAAAGCUGGCAGGGCAUAUAAUUUGUAAUGCAAAAAUAAAUACACAGAAAAAUAUGUUAUGGGCGGCCUCAUAGCAUGCUACUUACUUAGGAUAUGCAAUGCAAAUACUUUUGUCUACUUAUUUUUGCAUUACAAAAAUGACCUGCCAGCUUUUUUCUGUGUGAUAUGGAACUUGAAAAGAAGAGAAGACAGGACGAGCGGGUGAAAUUGGAGAGUAUGGUGGAACAAGCGAAAGAGGACCAUCGUGUCGAGGUGAGAAAGAGCAUUUUGAUUUUGAUUUUGUAUUGCAAAUAAACAAUCUACGAGUACUUAAUGAUGUGUCUGGCCGCGCAUUUUUGCAUUGUUCAGAAUCAGAUUCUCUGACGCAUAAGGAUGAAAGCGUGUCCUAGUCCUUCAACGUGUACUAUGAAAAGAACUACAAAGACAACCAAAACCACGAUCCUGCAGGUGAUGGCCUACCGGCGCGCCCUGUCCACGGAAGAAGCCAAGGUCGUCACGCUGCAGCGCGAAUCGAAGGAGGUCCGCGAGAGACUCGCCGAAGUGCAGGCGGCCAAGCCCGGUAUGGGCUCUAGCUCGGGUCUCCUCGGCAUGACCGGGUCCAGUAAAUUCUUUUCUGGCAGCUCCGCCGCUAGCACGGCCCGCCACAAAACCAAGAAGGGGGGUAAGGGACAGAUGAAAUCGAUCGAAAACAUCUACACGCCCUUGAGCACCGGCUCGCUCCCGAAAAUCAGCAACAACAGCGGGUAUGGCCGGUUCUAGCGCGGGAGUGCUGGUGUUGGUGUUGUCGCGAUGAAACGAUGAAAAGUUUUUGAUGAAAAUGUCAAGGCUUACAACUUGUCAAAAUUCUUGUUUGUUUGUUUGUAGAUAUGCGGUAAGGUGGAAACGCGAUUACUCACCUUUUUUCUUUAGCGCUAUUUCAAUAAAAAUCCCUCUACCCAAAGAAGCUUGAAAAAAUACUGAGUGACUGCUACCGGUAGUGCUAGUGUGCAACUGCUUUAAAAAUAAAAACGGCCUGUUGGAAAAAGAUACUACUGCCCAUACCCAUCUGUCGUUGAAAAAAGGCGCAGCUGACUGCAGGUUGAACCAGUCCUGCCGUGCUUAGGGAGAUCGCGACACUUUGGUCGCUUUUUAACCUUUUGAUCACUCUAAAAAUUUAAAUGCGAAGUAGAAGCUUUCUGCUAAGUGUGUAAAGUCAAGAUCAGAGCCUUUGUCAAAAUUCUUCAAAGCUUACGAAUGAAUCUUUUAGCAGAUUAUCACAUUCAGUCUCAGUUUAGCAGUUUAGCAAAGAUGAAAUCACAGGAAGAGAAAAAG